Molecule: messenger RNA, 384 nt
Organism: Purpureocillium takamizusanense
Lineage: Eukaryota; Fungi; Ascomycota; Sordariomycetes; Hypocreales; Ophiocordycipitaceae
Exons: 1
Coding region: 1-384 (127 amino acids)
Source: RefSeq, a predicted model, not a curated record
AUGGAUGGGUGCCUGGAGGACCUGCCUGUCCAAUGGAAACAGGCCCGCGUGGGAGUGACGUUACCGUCGCGCGUCAGCGUCCCCGGCUGGGCCAAGGCGGCCCGAAACAUUUUUUUCUCUUUCUCUUGCCAGCAGAACCCUUCCCUGGUGCGGUUCGUUCAUUGCCACCCGCACAGGAGCCCGUCCGCCACCGUUCGUCGACCAGAAGCAAGGCCCUUUUCGCGACGACCUACAGAGUCGUUUCAGUCGCGGCCACUGGAUCUCCCUUCAAACGCGAGGGUCGAACUGCGCGUGAGUGUCUGCUGGGUGGUGGAGAUGGGCUCUGACGCCACAGCCAAACUCAAUCCGAGUGCUGGCACUGAUGGGGGAAUUGCUGCUGAGUGA